This is a messenger RNA of Mucor velutinosus, 3624 nucleotides long. RefSeq lists its product as uncharacterized. The transcript has 6 exons. The coding region runs from base 1 to 3624 and encodes 1207 amino acids. NCBI's taxonomy places the organism in Eukaryota, Fungi, Mucoromycota, Mucoromycetes, Mucorales, Mucoraceae. Gene Ontology annotation, cellular component: microtubule associated complex. The record is from RefSeq and is a predicted model, not a curated record. Gene Ontology annotation, molecular function: microtubule binding; microtubule motor activity; ATP binding. Gene Ontology annotation, biological process: spindle elongation; mitotic spindle organization; microtubule-based movement.
AUGAUAAAAGAUACCCAAGGACAGACAGCGGCUGUUCAAGUAGCCCUUAGAAUUCGACCACUGACUGAGCGUGAUCGAGCACAACCUCGCUUUGCAAAUUCCUCGAGUAGCGAUGUGCUGAGAGCCCAGGAGAACCAUGUUCAGAUUGUAUCUCAAAACAAGUAUUUUACCUAUGACCAUGUGUUUGGAACAGACACACAACAGGGCGACAUCUUUGCUCGACUUGGAGAGAGACCAGUACAGAAAUUCGUCGAAGGCUAUAAUGUCACGAUGUUGGCCUAUGGACAAACAUCAUCUGGAAAGACAUACACCAUGGGAACAGCACAGCAUACAGGUGCAACAGACCCAGAAGAAGAUGGCAUUGUACCACGAGCGAUGGCACUACUAUUUGACAUCCUCAACCAACAGCAGCAGUCGGAACCAUCAUCAGGCUCGCCAGCAUCCUCGGUCAAUGGAAAGAGCAGUCUGCGCCCAUUGUCUCAAAUACACCAUUCAAAUCAGCAACAAAAAUUAGUGUAUAGAUACUCUGUCAAAGUAUCCUUUGUUGAGAUUUACAAUGAGGAAUUGAUCGACUUGCUCAACUCGGCACAUCCCUCAGAGAAGCCACCAGUGACCAUUCGAGAAGACACAAAGGGCCAUAUUUACUGGACUGGUGUAAAGGAAGUAACUGUGCACAGCACCAAUGAUGUAUUGCAUUUCCUGCAACAAGGCACCGAGAAUCGAGCUACCGGCUCGACUGACAUGAACGAGAAAUCAUCUCGAUCUCACGCUAUAUUUUCUGUGACACUAAAGCAAGAAAGAUGGGUUCCUACAUCACCGCAAUCCAGCAGAGCGGCGAGUCCUGUUACGUCCAAGCUACAGCAAUCCAAGCAACAGCAGCGACUAUCAACCACUGCAAAAUCAAAUGCCACACCAAAUGCCGAGGAUGGCGAUUGGAUCAUCACCAGCUCGAAAUUCCACUUUGUCGAUUUAGCUGGUAGUGAAAGAUUGAAGAGAACGGCGGCAGAAGGAGACAGAAGAAAGGAAGGCAUCAACAUCAAUGCGGGGUUACUUGCGCUUGGCAAUGUGAUAUCGGCUCUCGGCGAUCCCUCCAAGAAAAGCACUCAUGUCCCCUAUCGAGACUCCAAGCUGACACGAUUACUGCAAGAUUCGCUUGGUGGCAGUGCAAUGACUCUCAUGAUUGCAUGUGUAAGUCCUGCGGAAUCCAAUCUGUCAGAAACACUCAACACACUUCAAUACGCCAAUCGAGCUCGCAAUAUUAAGAACAAAAUGGAAAAAAACGAGAUGGAAGAGUGGAUGACGACCGACAAUGUUGAUAUGUUGCGAGCAACUAUUUCCAAGCUGAAGAACGAGCUACGCAGCGUAAAAUCAGCUCCCACCGCCAAUAGUGCGAAUAAUCGAAUGCAGCCACAAUCACUAGAGUUUGAUGAUUUCUCGCCAACAGGGAGUCCGAUGGCCAAUCCUGAUUUUGACGACUUGUACCAUGAACAACACGUUAUGAUUGCAGAUUUACAGCAGCAAGUGGAAGAAUUACAAGGUGCAGCUGAAUUCAUCAAAGAGCGAAACAUCAUGGUGGAAAAGGAGCUCGUUCGACUGCACCAAGAGAGGGUCAACCCCGCUGAUCAGGACUUUCAGCAUUUGGUAGAGCCUGUCAUUGAGGAGUACGAAAAAAGCAUCUCUGGCCUGGAAUCGCAAUUAGCCAUGAUCCGUGCUGCACUCAGUCAUUCUGAUCAAGGCUUUGAGGAACAGCAAUCAAAGAUCGAGCAGCUGGAAAUCGUCAUUGACAGCCAAGAAAAAACGAUCAAUGAAUUGCGACGACGAGUAGGGAAACUACUGGAGAGAAGGCUCAAGGAUGAAACCUAUAUCACAGAGCUGGAAAAGAAGCUCAUGGUGGCAGUGGAGGAGACUGUGCAUGACCGAGAGAUGCUGAGUGAGCUGAGAGGCAAGAUCCUGAAACUAAAAGAAGUAGACGAGAAUACAGAGCAGUAUAUCCAUGAUCUGGAAGGCCGUCUUACUGCCAGCGAGACAGAGCGGACCGAAUUGAAAGAGAGGCUGGGUCAACUCAUGAUAUCCACCAAAGAAGAAUCAGCCGAGAACAUGGAAGAGAAAGUGAUGGUGAACCAAGAGUACCAAAAAGAAAUGCAAGACCUGAAGCAAAAGCACGAGACUAGCGAAAAGGAGCGUCAGAAACUGCAGACACAGGUGGAGCAAUUGCUGUUGGCCAACGUCGAGAAUGAAGCCAAGGAGACCUCGAUGGUAGCAAAGACUAUCUCAACCUCAGACGAAAGCUAUGAAAAGGACAAGCGCAUAGCUGAACUCGAGUCCAACCUUGCCAAUUUACAGCACGACCACCAGGAUACCCUCAAAGAAUUAGAUGAAGUGCUCAUGAGAUACCAGGAAACUCUUGAAAGCAGCAACCCAGCGACCGAACAAGAAGUGCAAUUACUGCGUGAAUCUAUUCAGCACCUGGAGCACGAGUUGGAUAUGUCAACCAAACGAGAAAUGAUCUUUAGGCAAAUGUCAGAAGAGCACAACGAGUCUGCACAAGUCGAGCAAACGUUGCAAAAGCUGGAAGUGUCUCAUGACAGCGUGUCCUUGGCUGAUGUGUCCAUGUCCAGUGACCAUCACGCUAUGGCACAGCAACAGCAGCAAAUGGACAAUGAGUUUGUGUUGCACAGCUUGGACGCACUUCAGCAGAAAUACCAACAGCUCAAAGCAGAUGUUCAGUUACAAAACAUCAGGGUACAAGAUGAGGAUGAUACUCCACAAGAAACCAUGUUGGAGAUACACACUCAAUACGAGACUCAAAUGCUGCGAUACAAGCGUGAACUUAAGAAUCUGACAAGAGUAUUGAAGGAGAUCAAACGAGUCAAGGCAGCUGAAAUCAAAUCUUCUCAAACUACUGCUACUUCCAACCCAGAGCACAAGAUGCUGAUGAAGAGCAUUCAAGGCCUCGAUAAGCAACUGACAGAACAGUACGACAAGAUCAAGCUGGAAGCAAAGCGAUUUUCAAAUGACGUGCUGGACAUGAUUGCACACAACAGUGGGCUGGAAAACGAGCUUGGUGUCCUCAAGUCGAGAGAAUCUGACCCAGUCAACAACACAGACACUUUUUCGUUGCCGAAUCAAGUUGAACGCAACACAAACUCCAGUGUCUACAGUGACAAUUCAUCAUUGCCAUCUUCACCUCGUACCAGAAAUUCUCUGAUUCGUCCACCCACACAUUUUAGCAACAGCAACAAUAGUAACAGAUCGUCCAUUGUCAACUUGAGCAACACAAAGGAGGAUACUAUCGCCUUUAACACCAAUAGUGAUUCACUGCCUUCCCCAUCAUCAGCUGAUCUGAUUGCACAAUAUGAAAAGAAUCGACAUGCCUUGAUGACACGAUUAUCCAUUGCUAAACAAGAUCUCAAGGCGCACCAGCUAGUUAUUUUUGCUCUUGAAAACAAGUUCAAGACCUCAGAAAUUGCAUUGCACACUUGCAAAAAGCGCAUUGAAGGUACGACUACCACUGUAACUGACAUUGAGAUUGAAGAGCUCAUGUCCAAAAUGGAUGCCAUGAAAAUCCAGCUUGAAUCAAGCGAGAAGCAAGAGAACAAAUCAAUAUUAAACACGCAAUCCUAA